AUGUCUGAUUUGCAAAAGGUCUUCUUGAAGAGGAUCAAAAAGCAAGAGGCUGCGCUUGGUCUCUCGCUGCUUUCAGAGGAGCCGACUGAUGAGACCGCGGUUAGUAGUGGAUCGGGCUUUUCCGCGAAACUGCCGGAUCAGCCACUACGCGUUGCUGGCAAUGAUGAUGAGAAUGGUGACGAUGACAAAAAGAUUAUAAGAAACUAUGAGAGUUUUCGGGACACGUUCGAGACGGAGAUACUACCGGCUCCAGGCGCAAGGAUCAAAACGUACUACAAACAGGCAAAGAACCCCGGCCCGCUAUUGGUCUGUCAUCAUGGAGCUGGUUCUUCAUCGAUGACAUUUGGCGAGUUUUCACGAUUUUUCUUCCCGGACGAGUCGAUAAGCAUAAUUCUUUUCGAUAUGAGGGGCCACGGCGAUUCUCAAGCUGAGCAGGAAUACACAUUGAACGUCUUGGUGGAGGACGUCAAGGUCGUGCUAGACAAACUCGUGACGAAAUACGCUCCAAAGUCCAUUUUCCUAUUGGGCCAUUCCUUAGGCGGAGCGGUGUUUGCCAAAUACGCAACCGAGAACCCUCAUGCACUCGUGAAAGGGUUGAUCUUACUAGACAUAAUUGAAGAAACGGCCAUUUCGUCGUUAAACGCGAUGCCACAAUUCAUAGACCGAAUACCGCCAAGAUUCGCAUCACUCGACCAGGCUAUACAGUGGCAUAUCAAGACGUUACUCAACAAUCGUGCUUCCGCUGAGAUCUCAGUUCCGCAUUUGUUAAACUUGGAUACGUUGACCUGGAAGACCGAUUUGCGACACACGCAGCCGUACUGGACAACGUGGUUCAAAAACCUCUCGGACAACUUUAUCGCUUUCAAAGGUGCAAAGUUGUUGAUCCUAUCCACGCACGAGUCCUUGGACACGUCUUUGAUGAUUGGCCAGAUGCAAGGUAAGUACCAGCUCGUUGUUUUCAACAACAGUGAGAAAACGGGCCAUUUCGUGCAUGAGGACUUACCGAUGCAGGUGGCGAAAUGCGUGAUUGAUUUCAUCCGCAAAACAACUGCGCCUGAAAAGUUUAUGAAGGAUGAGCUUGGGAUAACUCCCAAAUGGGGAGGUAAGGUGAAUAAAUGA
This is a messenger RNA of Lodderomyces beijingensis, 1119 nucleotides long. NCBI's taxonomy places the organism in Eukaryota, Fungi, Ascomycota, Pichiomycetes, Serinales, Debaryomycetaceae. The record is from the annotation of a GenBank genome assembly.